Molecule: messenger RNA, 1253 nt
Organism: Glossina fuscipes
Lineage: Eukaryota; Metazoa; Arthropoda; Insecta; Diptera; Glossinidae
Gene: Nuf2
Product: myosin-2
Exons: 3
Coding region: 65-1231 (388 amino acids)
Cellular component (GO): kinetochore; Ndc80 complex
Source: RefSeq, a predicted model, not a curated record
ACCAAAGAAAAAAAGAAGAUACUUCUGAAAAUUUUUGAAUAUAUAUUAAAUAGCAAACAAAAAAAUGUUUAAAAAGGAGAAUAUGGACAGUUGGAACGCUGUAUUUACCGAAUGUCAAUUACGUUCAAGUGAUUUAAGCAAACCCACAGAAGGAUUCCUAACAGGCGUGUUGGUUGCUUACUUAAAACGUUUUGGUUAUAAAAUAGAACCUCCAAUUACAAUGGAGAAUAAUGAAUAUCAUCUGUUUCGGAUCAAAUUAGUUAAACAAAUUGAUCACAUGCUUAAAAUAAGCAACGAGUCCUAUGUUUUUACGUACUACGAUUUAAUACGACCGACACCUAAGAAAACCUCCCAGAUGCUAUGCAUUCUCUUGAAUUAUUUGUUUUAUUACAACAUGUACAAAGAGGAAGUUUUCAAAAUGGUAGGGAAGCCAAUAAAUGAACUGCAGGACCUAAAAAUUCGAGUCGAGAAAACAAGAUGUGAAAAUGAAAGAAGACAAAAAGAAAACGUAGAGCUUAAGCAAUCUAUUAAGAAGUUGAAUGAAAGAUUAUCAGCUAGUCGGGAAGAAUUAAAAACUUACGUAGAAAAAAUUGAGGCAAAAAAAGCGGAUAUUGGUAAACUUGAACGUGAAAUAGAAGAGCUCACAGAGAAACAAAAGCAGCUGCAAGGGGAAAAAAACCGUCUUCUCAAACAAGUGGUAUCUAAUGAUGAAUUUCAGGAAUUAGGAAAACAAAUUCAGCAGUUGGAGAAUAAAUUGGCAACUCUAGCGAAAGAGCAAGGUCACAUGGAAUCUGUGCUAAGUAAACGUAAUGAAGACAUUAAAAAGCUGCAACAACAAAGUGCUGAACUCGAAGAGUUAAGCAAGGUAUUCCCAAAAGAUUUAUUAACCCAACUAGAGAACAGUGACAAACAACUGAAAAAUCUGCAAAGAGAAGCUCCUUUUGCAGAAAGUAAGAAUAAACUCUCCGAUAAGGAUAUCAAAGAAUUGAAAGAAUCCGUCGAACAACUCCAAGCAGAGUAUAGCGCCAAAAAAAAUGAACUCGGAAAUAAACGGCUAGAAGAAAAGAAGAAAAUUGCUGACCAACAAGAUGAUAUCAAGGAAAACGGGAAAAUAAUAAAGAAACUUGAACAGCGGGAAACUGAUUUAAAGUGCCGUAUCGCAGAGCAGCGGGAUAUUGAGAAAAUGAUAGAUGAAGGCAUAGAGGAAAUUAUGAUCGGUUACGAUGAAUAGUAGAUUUCGUUUAUUAUAAUCA